Orycteropus afer afer is the source of this 1680-nucleotide messenger RNA. Lineage: Eukaryota; Metazoa; Chordata; Mammalia; Tubulidentata; Orycteropodidae. The record is from RefSeq and is a predicted model, not a curated record.
GCAAAAGGCCCCAAGUGGGUCAGGGCUGAGACACUAGACUUGACUUCCACCCAUAGUGGUCAGCACUCCUCCAGCCUCACCUGGGACCAUGAGUGGCCACGUCGGAGACCUUAGCCCCAAGCAGGCAGAGACCCUGGCCAAGUUCCGAGAAAAUGUCCAGGACGUGCUACCUGCCCUUCCCAACCCUGAUGACUAUUUCCUUCUGCGCUGGCUUCGAGCUCGGAACUUUGACCUGCAAAAAUCAGAGGCCAUGCUUCGCAAGUACAUGGAGUUCCGGAAGACCAUGGACAUUGACCAUAUCCUUGAUUGGCAGCCUCCAGAGGUGAUCCAGAAGUACAUGCCAGGGGGCCUAUGCGGUUACGACCGUGAUGGCUGUCCUGUGUGGUACGACAUCAUUGGGCCACUUGACCCCAAGGGACUGCUCUUCUCGGCCACCAAGCAGGACUUGCUCAAGACCAAGAUGAGAGAUUGCGAGCGCAUCCUGCAUGAGUGUGACCUGCAAACCGAGCGGCUGGGGAAGAAGAUUGAGACCAUCGUAAUGAUAUUUGACUGUGAGGGCCUGGGCCUGAAGCACUUCUGGAAACCGCUGGUGGAAAUGUACCAGGAGUUCUUUGGCCUCCUUGAAGAGAAUUACCCAGAGACCCUCAAGUUCAUGCUCAUCGUGAAAGCCACCAAACUGUUCCCUGUGGGCUACAACCUCAUGAAGCCAUUCUUGAGUGAAGACACUCGCAGGAAAAUCAUAGUGCUUGGAAGUAACUGGAAGGAAGGUUUGCUGAAACUCAUCAGUCCUGAGGAACUGCCUGCUCAGUUUGGGGGAACCUUGACUGACCCAGAUGGAAACCCCAAAUGUUUAACCAAGAUCAACUAUGGUGGAGAGAUCCCCAAGUCCAUGUACGUGCGGGACCAAGUGAAGACUCAGUAUGAACACUCAGUGCAGAUCAGCCGUGGCUCCUCACACCAGGUGGAGUACGAGAUCCUGUUCCCAGGAUGUGUCCUCAGGUGGCAGUUCUCAUCAGACGGUGCAGACGUCGGCUUUGGGGUCUUCCUGAAGACCAAGAUGGGGGAGCGGCAGCGGGCAGGCGAGAUGACAGAGGUGCUGCCCAGUCAGCGCUACAACGCCCACAUGGUCCCCGAGGAUGGGAGCCUCACCUGUGCAGAGGCUGGCGUCUAUGUCCUGCGCUUCGACAACACCUAUAGCUUUGUUCAUGCCAAGAAAGUGAGCUUCACAGUGGAGGUGCUGCUCCCGGACGAGGGCAUGCAGAAAUACGACAAGGAGCUCACCCCUGUCUAGAAGGCCCCCUCUUUCUCAGAGACCCCUGCUUCUCUGCUUUCUCUACAUAUACCUCCACCCCCAGCAAUUGAUUAUUAGUCCGCCGGACCCCAAGGCAUUAGAGAAAAGGCCUGUGGGAGGUUCAAAUGCUGUAGAUGGAUCUGGAAAUGUAUAAGAGGCACCACCUUUGAAGGGCGUGAAAGUUGCAGGAGAGGCAGAAGGCAAGGGUGAAGGUGGGAAGUGGGAUGUCACUGAACCCCCAAGCAAUAAGAAAAUGAACCCCCUAGCCUUUGUCCUCAGUUAUCUUAAGGCAUAUGUGUGUGCUUGAAUUACCUUCACUAUAAACUGUGAGCUCCUUGGAUUGGAGACCUAUCUAAAUUAUUUUUAUGUCCCCUCCUCAUAUGUUGUUG